Messenger RNA from Fraxinus pennsylvanica, 543 nucleotides. NCBI's taxonomy places the organism in Eukaryota, Viridiplantae, Streptophyta, Magnoliopsida, Lamiales, Oleaceae. The record is from the annotation of a GenBank genome assembly.
AUGGACGAUUCAUCCACCGGUGGUUCACAGCAUCCUCGGCUGCCACUAGGAUUCCGCUUCCACCCCACGGAUGAGGAACUGGUGGUGCACUACCUCAAGAAGAAGGCCGCCGCCGACCCUCUCCCGGUGUCUAUUAUAGCUGAAGUUGAUCUAUACAAAUUUGAUCCAUGGGAGCUCCCACCUAAGGCUACGUUUGGAGAGCAAGAGUGGUACUUUUUCAGUCCGAGGGACAGGAAGUACCCUAACGGGGCUCGACCAAAUCUGGUUGUGCACAUCACAACGCCGCUUUUUGGGAGCCGCUGCGAGACGUUUAGUUGUGUUGAGGUGGUUUCUUCGCAAAUGGUAUUUGAUCUGACUUCUAGGUGUGCUUGGAUCAUUUGCACUAUGCAUCGAUGCGCAUGGCGGAGAAUAAUCACUGUGCGCAACGAUGAACAGUUGUGUGCAGCAGAAGAGCAAGGCGUCGUUGCUGCUGUGAGCAGCGGCACCUUGCUUCGCCACCACUGCUCCUGGUUGGGGAUGAACACUUUGAAGCUUGGUUAUUGA